AUGACAGAAGUAUUGCGAUCUCCAGAGCUGUAUCGAAAAUUGCUAAAAGAAAAAGGACUCUCCGAGGUGAAAGGUGAAUAUUUUGAUGAAAUCCCUCGAAUGAAACCUGGGAAAUGCAAAGAAGUGGAUGAAGAUUCGAAAAGUCACCAAACGGCUACAAUGCUUUUUGGAGAUGAGAGCGAUGAUGAGGAUGGAUACGCGACUCCUUCAGAAAUGAGUGCCGUGGAUAAAUGGAAGCACGAUGAGACAGCCGAGGCGGCCACCUCCGAAUCGGAUGCAGAACCGGCAGAGACAUCACGCUGUGAAACAAAAUCGAAUCUCGAUGGAUGGGAGAGUGACCUCUCGGUGACCCGAUCAUUCACGGCGCUCCCGCGGAGAGAAUCGCGUGGAGAGACGAGUCAGCGAGAGGCUGAACUGAUCGAGGAAAAUCGUCGAUUAAAAACCCAACUCGAGUUGAUCUCAAGGGGCGAUUCGUCUCUCAAGGAUAUAUUGGAGGAGAAUGAGAAGCUCAAGAAGCAGCUAGAUGAGGCAAAUGAUUAUGUGGAUCAUGUGGACAUUGAGAAUGAACAGCAAUACAGCACAAUGUCUAACCAAAUCGAGGAAUUGAUUCAAAUGGUGCAGGAGAAAAAGAAAGAGAAUUUGAAUUUGAAAAAAAACGUUGAAGAUCGAGAUCGAACUAUUGCACAGCUCAGCAGAAAUGUCGAUCAACACAAAGUGAGCAUUGAUCGACAACAUGAGAUCAUUGAACAGAUACGAGAGGAGCUGGAUCGAGAGAAAGAUCUCCGAAUAGAAGCUGAUAAUGAGAAGGAUAAACUCUAUGGGGAGCUGGGCGAAUUACAAAAGAGAGUUGAUGACACGAGAAAUGAAUUCGUGCAGAAAGAAAUGAUGCUUCAAAUGGAAUUGGAAGAUGUGCAGAGAAUCCUCGAUAAACAAAAGGAGAUUCUCAGUGCCUCGUCGGUGGCAUCUCUUGUCGAUAAGUGGGAACGCCGAGUUCUCUCAUUGGAGAACGCAGUGCGUGAGCGAGAGAUCAUGCUGCAUACACAACAGCAGAUCAUCGCCGAAUUGCGACGAAGAAUGGCUUUUCUUGAUCGAGGAGCAGCUAGCAGUGGAGAAAGCUUGGAUAGUUCGGAGCGAAGCGCCAUCGAACACCGAAAGAAACAAGCGGUCUUCAGAUAUUUGACAAGUGACGAUUACGAGAAGAAAGAGCUCGUCGGCUCGGUUGCGGUGGCGCUCGAUUUGACGAAAGAUGAAGAGGACCAUUUGAGAAAUACCCUUAAUCGCACCAAAAAACAUAGGAAACAAUAUAUUCUC
Molecule: messenger RNA, 1311 nt
Organism: Mesorhabditis belari
Lineage: Eukaryota; Metazoa; Nematoda; Chromadorea; Rhabditida; Rhabditidae
Source: the annotation of a GenBank genome assembly